UCUGGUGGCCACAACUCAAAUACGAUUGGUGGUUGCAAUGGAUUUCAGUUCGCGAGUGUUACUCUUAAGUGCUGUUCAUCUUGCAGCCGGUGGAAUACUGGAUUGGUUUGGCGGUGGUGACGAUCGCGAUGGACAUCAGGUGGGACCAGUCCAAGUGGAGGUGCUCUACCCCAAGGGCAUUCGAAUGUGGACACACUACAAUCCGGACACGGCGCUGUUUGGUGUGGAGCUGUACGUGAAGUACUACGGUGGCCAAACGGAAGCCCUCGAGUGUGGCCUCUGUCGGAACACUAGUCGGCCGGUUUUCGGCAAGUUUAUGCUGCAGGACGACGACGUUGUCGCGCGGGUCGGAGACGUCCUGGAGUACACGAUUUUUACUUCGGACGGUACUACUACCAUGCGGCAUGCCGUUCGCCGAAGGGUUGUUCACGAGCACGUCAUUAGAAUCGCAGAUCAAUGUGACUCCUGUUCGGGGUCCGCUCCUGGAACUGAACUGCUUCGUGAGCCACAGUCGGAGGCCGAGAUGCUUGAGCGUAUGAUCCUUCGCGUGUUAACCAACCAUAGUCGACGCUGUGAGUCGUUGUCCCAGUGGCUCGUGAUGAAAGUGGAACCGCGAAACGAAUUGGCCAAUCUGGAGGAGCACGUUCGAACGGUUUUGGCCCGAAUGCUGAGGGUGGCCCAGAUACUGGAUCCGGUAGGCAGUCGGUACGUUUUUCCGGGAGCGUCGGAACUUAUUGAGCAAGUGGAGGAUCAUCCGGAUGGGAUCGCGUUCCGUGUGACGUCAGCAAUUGCUAAGCUGAAACUCUUCGAAGUGCUACGCAGCAGUGGACUCGUCGCUGAUUAUGAUCAAGUGUUGUAAAUACUGAAAUAGUACUCUUUGAUUACUUUAAACUUCAUUAUCUGUGGUAAACAUAGGAAAAUGGUUAUAAUAUUGUCCCGCGAAUUAGAAUGAGAAUGAGAAGUGAGAAAUUCUAUCUUGCUACGCAAAACUGUGCAUUUUAGGCUGGUUUGUAUCUAAAUGGAUGUUGUCGUCGUAUAGCUUCAGUAUAGUUAGUAGAAAUAAAUCCCGAUCCCGAUAUCGGGACUACGCA
Anopheles cruzii is the source of this 1091-nucleotide messenger RNA. RefSeq lists its product as uncharacterized. The coding region runs from base 38 to 859 and encodes 273 amino acids. The transcript is spliced from 2 exons. Lineage: Eukaryota; Metazoa; Arthropoda; Insecta; Diptera; Culicidae. Gene Ontology annotation, molecular function: carbohydrate binding. The record is from RefSeq and is a predicted model, not a curated record.